CGAAAUUGCGUCUUUUUGUUGGAUUUCGCAAAUCAGUCAUGAAGUCCUUGGUGCUAACAUUCGCUGUGUGCAUUGCCGUGGCGUUGGCCACUCCAGUGGAAAAAAAUCAACGAAUCUUCAACGGUGAACUAGCGGAGGCAGGCCAGUUCCCCUAUGCAGUUGGGUUGAUUGUACCGGCAGGCAUUUGUGGAGGUUCGUUGGUUUCGCCAAACUACGUACUGACCGCGGCACAAUGCAUCGCUGGAAUCGAUAGUGCAACAGUGAUUCUUUCGAGCCUUCGUAUCUUCGACGUGGAAGAUCCUGGCCAGAUCCGUUUGGAGGCCACCCAGUUCUUGAUUCAUCCUGGUUACGAAAUCGCGCCCGGAAUUUUCGACGUAGCACUGAUCCGUCUUCCACAGGCUGUGACUGCGGUUAGGCCGAUUCGGUUGCCUAACUUGCGCCAAGUAGAGUCCACGUUCGUCGGGCAGCAGGCAACCAUCGUGGGUUGGGGAAGCAUGGGCCAGGGCGCGGCGCAAUCUUCGUACUUACGGUUUGCUAGAUCACCGGUUAUAACGACACUGAGCUGCCGAACAGGUCUGCCAACACAGCAGAUUACGGAUCAGCAUAUUUGCACCAACUCGGAACAGAACAGUCCGUGCCAGGGAGAUAACGGUGGACCAUUGACGAUCACCGAUGCGGACGGCAUCACCACCCAAAUUGGCAUGUUUUCGUUCAAUUCGAUCCUGGGAUGUGAAAGCAACAGACCGGCGGUUUAUACGAGAAUGUCUUCGUAUUUGAACUGGAUCGGUGACAAUUCUGACGUUGAGAUUAGAGACAAUUUUGACUAGGGGAAGGUUUUGUUCUAGAAUAAUGUUUUGUGGUUUUAAUCAAAUGAGGCAUGGUUGCUUAAUUCAUUUUUAGAUUAAAUUCAGAAAAAAAAAUAUUUGGCU
This is a messenger RNA of Culex quinquefasciatus (southern house mosquito), 929 nucleotides long. RefSeq names its product collagenase. NCBI's taxonomy places the organism in Eukaryota, Metazoa, Arthropoda, Insecta, Diptera, Culicidae. Gene Ontology annotation, molecular function: serine-type endopeptidase activity. The coding region runs from base 39 to 827 and encodes 262 amino acids. The transcript has a single exon. Gene Ontology annotation, biological process: proteolysis. The record is from RefSeq and is a predicted model, not a curated record.